AUGACACCGUCAACCAAAGCUCGCCACUAUGAUACCGUUAUCAUUGGCGCGGGCAUGUCUGGUCUUGCGUGCGCCUCAAGGUUGUAUCAGCAUCCGAACUUCAGGCAGGCAGGCUCACUGCUAGUGCUGGAAGGCCGUGAUCGCAUUGGUGGCCGCAUAGGCUCCGUUCAUGUCAAGGGGUGCCGUCUCGACACCGGAGCCAAUUGGAUACAUGGCACCGGGACUGAAGAGAAGCCAAAUCCGCUCGUGAGCAUUUUGCCGCACAAGCGGUAUCGCAGCCUAGCUGGCACGGUAUCCUUCAGACGAGCGGACGACGCCGCAGCUUCCGACCACGAGCAAGAUGGAGGGUGGGUGGAUGUCAGAGCGGCUAACUCACCUUCCCAACAGCCGCCAACGGAUCUCGUAAUACCUGCCGAGACGUCGGGUAUGAUGGCAGGUGCACUGUGGGGCAUGAUAGGCUCACUACGCGGUCAAGCUGAACGUACUUCGGCGGCCAAGGCCAAAGCCACUUCUAUGUUACGGGCCAUUAUCGACUCGGAGGAGCGCAAAAACGCAUACAAAGACGUACCGAAGAAGUACCACAGUAGCUUCGGUUGUAUGCCGCAAUUUGUCGAAGGCAUGGAAGCUGCACCGCUGGUUGCUCAGUCUGCAGAACACCCGGAAGCGCAGCCUGGAGUCAGCUUGCUGGAGUACGCGCUGGAAGACUUCGAAGGAUCGCAAGUUUUUCUGCAGGAUGGUUACACAGCUGUCAUUGACGAGAUCGCAAAAGAUCUCGCCAACAAUGGAGUCAUCGAGCUAAAUACGGAGGUGCAAAGCCUCGAUUGGCAGCACGAAUCUGUAGUGAUCAAGACUACCACUGGCAUUUAUACCGCACGGCAGGUCGUUUGUACACUACCUUUGGGCGUGUUGCAGCACCACCAGAAGCAACAUUCUUCCGAAAGCCCACUCUUCAAGCCCGCACUUCCAAUUGAAAUGCAAGAAGCGGUUUCCAAGCUCGGUUUCGGCACCCUAGACAAAAUAUUCCUCGUCUUCGACAAACCAUGGUGGGCAGACGAGCCUUAUGCCUCUAUUCUUAAGAAGGGUUUAUACAAGCGGCCCUUUGAUGACGAGGCCAAUGACAGCGAAGAGAGCGGUACCAAACCCCCCGACAAUCUCAUGUGCUUCACAGACGAGCUUGCCGGAGUCGAGAUUCAUGCAGACGGCACAGUGACGGCAGGCGCCAGAGUGCUGUUUAUUGUCAACCUCCACAAUCUCACGGGCUUCCCUGUACUCUCCGCCUUCGUGUCUUGUGCAAAUGCUCGUCAUGUCGAGGCACUAAGCGACGACCAAGCAGCUGGGAUCCUGCAUCGAUCACUUACGGUCAGCCUUGGUAUUGAGCCGCCGAAGCCUGCCGCCGUGCAUGUCACACGGUGGGCGCAAGAUCCGUUUUCGUAUGGAAGCUAUAGCCAUAUGAUUACAGGUUUGACCGACGCGGAGCACCGUGACGUGUUCAAGCAGCCUGUUGUCAGCGAGAAGGGUGCUGUGUUGAGGUUUGCUGGGGAGCAUACCAGUCGCAAUCAUUUCGCUACAGUGCAUGGGGCGUUGCUGAGCGGAUGGCGGGAGGCAGAUGCUAUCCUUGCACAGACCUAA
This is a messenger RNA of Baudoinia panamericana UAMH 10762, 1629 nucleotides long. RefSeq lists its product as uncharacterized. Bases 1 to 1629 code for a protein of 542 amino acids. The record is from RefSeq and is a predicted model, not a curated record. Lineage: Eukaryota; Fungi; Ascomycota; Dothideomycetes; Mycosphaerellales; Teratosphaeriaceae. The transcript has a single exon. Gene Ontology annotation, molecular function: oxidoreductase activity.